Knipowitschia caucasica is the source of this 732-nucleotide messenger RNA. Lineage: Eukaryota; Metazoa; Chordata; Actinopteri; Gobiiformes; Gobiidae. The record is from the annotation of a GenBank genome assembly.
AUGUGCUACAGUCGCCCCCUGGUGGUGGCUUCCUUCAGCCGUCCUCAGCCUGAGACUAAACACGUGACGGAGCUGAAACAUGAACAUACAGGGACCUCCCACCUGGUGCGAUACCAGCUGAAAACAUCCCACCUGGUGCACUACCAGCUGAGAACAUCCCACCUGGUGCACUACCAGCUGAGAACAUCCCACCUGGUGCACUACCAGCUGAGAACAUCCCACCUGGUGCACUACCAGCUGAGAACAUCCCACCUGGUGCACUACCAGCUGAGAACAUCCCACCUGGUGCACUACCAGCUGAGAACAUCCCACCUGGUGCGAUACCAGCUGAGAACAUCCUGCCUGGUGCGAUACCAGCUGAGAACAUCCCACCUGGUGCACUACCAGCUGAGAACAUCCCACCUGGUGCACUACCAGCUGAGAACAUCCCACCUGGUGCGAUACCAGCUGAGAACAUCCUGCCUGGUGCGAUACCAGCUGAGAACAUCCCACCUGGUGCGAUACCAGCUGAGAACAUCCCGCCUGGUGCGAUACCAGCUGAAAACAUCCUGCCUGGUGCGAUACCAGCAGAGAACAUCCCACCUGGUGCGAUACCAGCUGAAAACAUCCUGCCUGGUGCGAUACCAGCGAGGCACGUCCCACCUGGUAUUGCACUCGGAGCAGUGGGUUGUGUUUGGAGAACGGUUCAGCAGCAGAAAUGUGGUUUUGGCCAAAUCCAGAGAUUCUGAAUGA